Penicillium argentinense is the source of this 3075-nucleotide messenger RNA. RefSeq names its product kynureninase (gene bna5-1). The record is from RefSeq and is a predicted model, not a curated record. NCBI's taxonomy places the organism in Eukaryota, Fungi, Ascomycota, Eurotiomycetes, Eurotiales, Aspergillaceae. Gene Ontology annotation, cellular component: cytoplasm. The coding region runs from base 1 to 3075 and encodes 1024 amino acids. Gene Ontology annotation, biological process: NAD+ biosynthetic process; transmembrane transport. The transcript has 7 exons. Gene Ontology annotation, molecular function: kynureninase activity; transmembrane transporter activity; pyridoxal phosphate binding.
AUGGGUUCGCGGCAGCAUCUUCGCGAUAUGAGGACUGGCCCCCCGCUUUCCUACGAGGAUGAUAUCAGAGCCUACAAAAAAGAAUAUGCCGAAGCUCUCGAUGCUCAGGAUCCUCUGAGGCAGUUUCGAGACGAAUUCCUUAUUCCCUCCAAGCAAGAUCUCAAAAGAAAAGGUCUUGCAGUAGAGGAAGGUUGUGACGAAAGCUCCGAUCCUCGCUGCAUCUACUUUUGUGGCAAUUCACUAGGUGUUCAACCCCGCAAGACACGGCAUUAUAUUGAACUGUAUUUGCGAACAUGGGCCACCAAAGGUGUGACCGGACAUUUUGUUCCGCAUGAGGAUCAACUCCUCCCACCGUUCGUCGAUGUUGAUACGGCUGGUGCCAAACUCAUGGCACCUGUCGUGGGUGCUUUGCAAAGCGAAGUAGCGGUCAUGGGUACUCUAACUGCUAAUCUUCAUCUUCUCAUGGCGAGCUUUUACCGGCCAACUAGUGAAAAGUACAAGAUCAUCUUGGAGGGCAAAGCAUUCCCGAGUGAUCAUUAUGCAAUUGAAUCUCAAAUUCGUCACCACAACUUCAGCCCUAAGGAGGCCAUGGUUUUGAUCGAGCCGGAGAAUGUGGACCUACCGAUCCUGAGCACCGAACAAAUACUGAAGGUCAUUGAUGACAAUGCGUCGAGUACCGCAUUGAUUCUUCUGUCGGCAAUUCAGUUCUAUACUGGGCAGUACUUCGAUAUCGAAAGAAUCACCGCCCAUGCCCACUCCAAGGGUAUCCUAAUCGGCUGGGACUGUGCACACGCUGCUGGAAACGUUGACCUGCGUUUACAUGAGUGGAAUGUCGACUUUGCAGCAUGGUGCACCUACAAGUAUAUCAACAGCGGACCCGGUGGAAUGGCAGGAUUGUUUGUUCACGAAAAGCAUGGCCGUGUGGAUGAGAAACAGCCUGAUAGCGAAGAGACCUUCCGUCCUCGCUUCGCAGGUUGGUGGGGCGGGGAUCUCAAGACUCGCUUCAAUAUGGAAAACAAAUUCGUUCCUCAGCCUGGUGCCGCAGGCUUCCAACUCUCCAACCCUUCUGUUCUGGAUAUGAAUGCGGUCGUUGCCUCCCUGGAGAUCUUCAACCGGGCCACCAUGGAGGAAAUCCGGAAAAAGUCCCUCAAUCUCACAGGCUACCUGGAACACCUGCUGAUGAAAUACCCAUUGGAUGCCUCUCUAGAAGAAAAGCCAUUUACUCUCAUCACGCCAUCUAACCCAACCGAGAGGGGAGCUCAACUGAGCUUUCGGCUCCGACCAGGGCUUCUUGAUAGCGUUCUACGUCAUCUGGAGGAAAACAGCGUGGUCAUUGACGAAAGAAAACCGGACGUUAUUCGCGUGGCACCUGCCCCAUUGUACAAUACUUAUACGGAGGCCCCGCACUGGAAGUGGAUUAGUCUGCCACAAAAGACGCCAUAUCAUAUCAUUUUGCUAGCGGAAAAGUCUCCGAUGUGUCUUUGCCGUCUUCACUCUGGAAAAGCGAAGAUGGGAACAUCAGCGCCAACUGUGACGGCCACGGCCGAUCCGGAGUCUGCUCAGAAUACAUCUGGAGGUGCGGGGAACCGAAGCGGCGAUGUCGCUGAUGUCGACUACUCCGUCUUUACGAUCAGUCAACGACGAUACAUUGUCUUUAUGGCUUCCUGGGCUGGGUUCUUUUCGCCUGUUUCGUCGCAGAUCUACUUCCCGGCGUUGAAUACUCUAGCCCGGGAUCUUCAUGUGCCAAAUUCAUUGAUGAACCUGACCCUCACGAGCUAUAUGAUUUUUCAAGGCCUGUCGCCGAUGUUCAUUGGUGAUUUUGCCGAUAAGGCCGGACGAAGACCCGCAUACAUUCUGUGCUUCACGAUCUACAUUGCUGCCAAUAUUGGACUGGCUCUGCAGAACAACUAUGCAGCACUCUUUGUCCUUCGAUGCCUCCAAAGCGCUGGAAGCAGCACUACUAUUGCCCUUUCGUCUGGCGUGGUCUCUGACGUGGCUACAGCGUCUCGAAGAGGAUCCUAUAUGGGAUUUGUGACGGCCGGCUCUCUCCUGGGUCCUUCUAUCGGCCCAGUGAUUGGUGGCCUGCUGUCUCAGUACCUUGGAUGGAGAGCGAUCUUCUGGUUCCUUGUGAUAUUUUCAGGAGCCUUCAUGAUCCCAUUUCUUGUAAUUUUCCCAGAGACUGCUCGAGGCGUCGUUGGUGAUGGGUCACUACCACCGCAAAAAUGGAACAUGUCCUUGAUGAAUUACCUGAAGUCGCGCAAGGCCAGUGAAGAGGGGGUUGAGUCGCCAGCAAGCUCGCCCAAGCAAAAGCUCAAGUUUCCGAACCCAUUCCAGACCCUUGCCAUCGUCUGUCAGAAGGAUACCAUUAUCAUUCUCCUUUCGAAUGCGAUACUUUUUGCCGGUUUUUACGAUGUCAGUGCCACGAUCCCGUCCAUCUACAACGAUCUUUAUGGUCUGGACGAUCUCCAGAUCGGCUUGUGCUACAUUCCGUUUGGCCUCGGUGCCAGCAUUGCAUCGAUCUUGAAUGGGAGUUUCCUGGACCGCAAUUACCGGCGUAUUGCGACCAAGAUGGGGUUACCAUUGGUCAAGAAUCGUCACACAGACUUGAGAAAUUUCCCCAUCGAGAAAGCGCGUCUUCAGAUAGCUUUCCCGAUGCUUUCCAUUGGAAGUCUGUGCAUUCUGGCUUUUGGAUGGUGCCUCAAUUACGGUGUCCACCUCGCUGCGCCGACGAGCAUCCUAUUCAUCAUGGGUCUUACUUUGACAGGCGCGUUCAACACUGUGAGUACACUGUUGGUCGAUCUGUACCCGACGCAAGCUGCCAAAGCCACUGCGGCGAACAAUAUUGUCCGGUGCUUGCUCGGCGCUGGUGCUACGGCCCUGAUUGACCCUAUGCUCUCGGCUAUGGGCCGUGGAUGGUGCUUUACUUUCAUUGCACUUGUGAUGUUAUCCACGUCACCACUGCUCCUAUGGGAGAUUCAUCGAGGUCCUGCAUGGCGCGAAGCGCGCCGGCAAAAGGACGAGGCGAAGAAGCUCGCUGGUGAAAUGAGCACUGGCGACGAGAAAACCUUGAGAUAA